Messenger RNA from Prunus avium (sweet cherry), 1530 nucleotides. The record is from RefSeq and is a predicted model, not a curated record. NCBI's taxonomy places the organism in Eukaryota, Viridiplantae, Streptophyta, Magnoliopsida, Rosales, Rosaceae.
AUAUAUAUAUAUUACAUAUUUUGCUCACUUAUUUUAGCCACCUCAAGUCAAUCUUAUUCUCAAUCCGCUCUCUACUUUUUCUAGACUCUUCCAUCUCCCUUGCCUCUCCUUCUCCUCCUUCUCUCAGAGUCAGUCACCGUGCUUUGCCAUGGCUUCCGAUCUCGAAAAGAGGGCCAAGGAGGCGUUCAUCGACGACCACUUCGAGUUGGCCGUUGACCUCUACACCCAGGCCAUCGCUCUCAACCCUCAAAACGCCGAGCUCUACUCAGACCGUGCCCAGGCCAACAUCAAAUCCAAUAAUCUCACUGAGGCUGUUUCGGAUGCAAACAAGGCAAUUGAGUUGGACUCAUCAUUGUCUAAAGCGUACUUGCGCAAAGGAAUUGCCUGCAUCAGGCUUGAGGAAUAUCAGACUGCAAAGGCAGCCCUGGAAAUUGGUGCUUCUUUGGCGCCAGAAGAGACCAGAUUUGUCAAAUUGAUAAAAGAGUGUGAUGAGCUCAUUGCAGAGGAAACCGGUGUUUUACCAGACCUUUCAUUGGAAAAACCCAGUACAGAGGAUGUUGUCUCUACAAAAGAUGUUCAGCCUGUGAGUGAUCCUUCCAAUCAGUUGACUGUAGCAUUUGUCAAACCAAAAUACAGGCAUGAAUUCUACCAGAAGCCAGACGAAGUGGUGGUGACUAUAUUUGCCAAGGGCAUACCAGCCAAAGAUGUUCAUAUUGACUUUGGUGAACAAAUACUAAGUGUUAGCAUUGAUUUUGCUGGUGAGGAUACAUAUCAUUUUCAGCCUCGCUUAUUCGGAAAGAUAAUACCUAAAAAGUGCAGAUAUGAAGUUUUGUCCACCAAAGUUGAAAUUCGCCUGGCAAAAGCUGAUCCAUUACACUGGACAUCUCUUGAAUUCAGCAAGGAUUACUCUGUUGUGCCAAGGGUUAGUGUGCCAGUUAUUGGAGAGCAAAGGCCAUCUUACCCAUCCUCAAAACCAAAAAGGGUAGACUGGGAUAAGCUUGAAGCCGAAGUGAAGAAGGAGGAAAAAGAAGAGAAGCUUGAUGGUGAUGCGGCUUUGAACAAAUUUUUCCAGGACAUAUAUAAGGAUGCUGAUGAGGACACUAGAAGGGCCAUGAGAAAAUCUUUUGUGGAGUCGAAUGGGACAGUGCUUUCGACAAACUGGAAAGAAGUGGGAAACAAGAAGGUUGAGGGAAGUGCUCCAGAUGGCAUGGAGAUGAAGAAAUGGGAGUACUAAUAAGACUGUUGCACCUAGUAGUUGGAUAUGAUAUGCCUGUAACUUAUUUGGGAGUUUGUGAUUUUGUUCGGCAGACUAUAUAAUUAGUUUUCCAAGUCGUCUGGCACUCUGGCUAUUUGGAUGUUUGUUUUUCUGUUUUUUUCUUCUUCUUUUGAAAUCAACAAGGAUUUGUUUAUUUUCUUUUCAUGUGUAUUCCCCCCCUUUCGUGUUAUGCAGUUGCUUUUGUACACACAAAACUGAUCCCUAUCGUUCGAUCUCCUGUGGACAAGUUUUAGUGUUUAAUAUUAUUAUUAUUA